CACAUAUCGGACGGAGGAAUACAAUCAAUGCUAGCAAUAUCGGUCAGAGGCAGGAAUGCAAAUUAGUAAGUGGAAGCGGGUUGGAUGACGGGUGCGUAGUUGCAUAAUCUGACGCAAUGGAAGCAACAACCAGCGAGACAGAUAGCAUAGCUUCGAGUGAUCUAAAUUAUGUCGUGUGGUUUGGCCAAUUGCUGGUUGGGGUUGCUUUUGAAUUUGGGGAAUGGAUCGAAUUGUUUCUCGGGCUCACUUUUUUCAGUUCAGGCGUCGUGGCUGGAGUGUGUGCAUUCUUAUUACCACAACUAGUCACAGUGUGGGUGUUGCAUGUACUACCAUCAAUCAGGAGACUACAACCAUGGGAUCGCCGCAAACCGAUCAAAGUAGCUCGAAAUCCUUGGGCUGAUUGGGAGAAAGAAUACGCAUACGAUUCCGGCUCGGAGGAAUCUGCAGUGUGGGUAAAUGCAAUUUUUUCGAACAUAUGGGUUUUGCAGAAUGAAAGUAUAUUUAGGCAAGGACUACAGAAGUUCAUCGAGGGCGAGCUUGAUGAUCUCUACAAGGAGUCUUUUGGAUGUUUUCUGGAAGAUCUCACUGUGCCACAGACCACAAUCGGAGCCUGUUUUCCAACAAUCACCAAUUUUGUCACGCUGAAUCAUCCGUCCGCUAAUGGCCCAUUCCGCGUCUGUGCCGAUUUUUCAAUAAGUGGGUCUUUGUCUCUGACUACCAGACUCGUCGUGCGAACACUGAGGAUACCAAUCAAAGCUUUGAUUCAUAUAUCGGAAAUCACAGGUAAACUGCUCUUCGAGUUUAAUACAUUCCCUGAACCUACCAUGUCGAUAUCAUUCUAUCCGAAUGUCAUCAUCAAGUGCCCGUCUCAAGUGCGUAUCUGCGGGCGACAAUGGGAGCGACUCGACGGCUGGGUCACCCAAAUUGUUCGCAGGGUGAUUGUUAGCAAAUUUGUUUUACCGAAGCUUAAAGGGUUCUAUCUUUUUAACGAGGCGCCAUGGCUAAAGACAGGCUAUGUUCAAUUCGUACGUUGUGAUGCUACUAGCAAAUUGGUACCACUCUGGGCUUACUGCUGGCUGGAAGUAAGGGAAAAUGCGAUGUCGGUGUAUGAAGAUCAUACGCAGGAUAUUCCGGAAGCUACUUUCAGUCAGCAUGAUAUCGUAUCUGUAGACUACAGCAACGCGGAUCUAGAUCGUUCGGAGAAAGACGGCAACAGAGCUCCCUCGCCAUGUUUGGAGCUUGAUGUCCUCAAUGAGAAACUAUAUGUACAUCUUGCUGGAUUCGGCCGAUAUGAAAUUCGAUGUACAUCUGCGGAUUAUGACAAAGAUGAGGAUGAAAUCGCUCAAGGAGAACGGAAGCGUGAUGAUGAUGGUGAUGAUACAAGUGGUGUUGAGAAGUCCAACAGACGAGUACAAUCAACGUUUUCACAGGAUAAUGCGCCCCCAUGGAUACCUCGUGACCGUAAAGGCGUUUACGAUUGUCGUAGUCUUUCUCGCCCGCGCACCGAGCUGCAGAAAUGGCGGAAAGCUAUAGUGGCUUUGAAAAAGCGUAAGACAUCCGAGUCUUCGACUGCAAUAGACGCCCUCUCUGUAGAUACUGACGCAUCAGCCGAAACUGCACAUAGAGUCAGUUCCGAUGCAGCGCGGAAAGUUGCCAGCGCGAAGGUGUCGGCUUCAUCACUGGUUGAUAGUAAGCUGAAGAGUAUAAUGCGCAGAAACGUUGAAGCAAUCUCAGGACAAGAGGAACUCGUGACGCAAGAUCGGAUCAAUCAGAUUCAAAAGAGUAUGAAAAUUCAGCAGAAGCGAUUAGAUGACAUUGAGAAGCUACAAAUUCAUGGGAAGGUGGACAUCACACUGGAACUCGAAAUCGAGAUGCAGCGAGAACACGUCCGAGCACUCCACACCAUACUUCAACGAGCCCGUACCAUGGUUGUGAAGGGGGCACGAUACAUCAGCGAAGUGCAAGAUGAGAGCAAUAUGUUGGGUGCAACCUUCCAUGGUCGGACAAUAUCUAUCGACGAAGGCGCUAUACCUAUGCCGAGCACGCCUCCCAGCAAUAAAAGGAAUAGCGUGGGUCCCGAGGAGCUAGCCAAAUUUAUCGCGGGCGAGUCCCGUUAUCAAGACUAGUAGUCCAAAAUGAAGUUGGUCAAACUGCUAAGCAUGUUGAGGUAUAUUACUCAGUGGGCCGAACCCUCCAAAAAGAGUUCGUGAGUUGAGGAGGGAACUAAUUUUGUCUGUCAAACUAGUAAAACACACUGGGAGUAUAUUUAAGCCUUGGUUUCUAAC
Messenger RNA from Sphaeroforma arctica JP610, 2285 nucleotides. RefSeq lists its product as hypothetical. The coding region runs from base 117 to 2126 and encodes 669 amino acids. Lineage: Eukaryota; Ichthyosporea; Ichthyophonida. The transcript is spliced from 15 exons. Gene Ontology annotation, molecular function: lipid binding. The record is from RefSeq and is a predicted model, not a curated record.